This is a messenger RNA of Penicillium brevicompactum, 2427 nucleotides long. RefSeq names its product WD repeat protein. The record is from RefSeq and is a predicted model, not a curated record. Gene Ontology annotation, molecular function: protein binding. The transcript is spliced from 2 exons. Gene Ontology annotation, cellular component: TORC2 complex; TORC1 complex. Lineage: Eukaryota; Fungi; Ascomycota; Eurotiomycetes; Eurotiales; Aspergillaceae. The coding region runs from base 1 to 2427 and encodes 808 amino acids. Gene Ontology annotation, biological process: regulation of actin cytoskeleton organization; TOR signaling.
AUGUCGCACAGUAUACCAGCCUCGAGUCAGGGCAUGCCUCCGGUUUUUGGACUGUCAGCGCAGUCCAUUCCAGAGAACCCAGACACAGUAGAGCAAACGAGACGGCUCCUCCAGCAGUUUUCCGCGACACCCUUCAUCACUGCUAAAUAUGAAACGAGAAGGGAAACCCCGCGAAGUGAACUUCCCCAGAGUUCAAGGCAAGCUCAACAAAGCUCCCCCCGCCGCUUUACCCGUUCCCCCGCGGAGCCUCCUUCGCAUCCUCAGCCAUCAUCUGCGCGCCGCUCCGUGCCCUCAUCUCCGAUUAUCUCUCCAUCCGCUUCUCCCUCCCCAUCACUCCGCACUUCGCGGACCCGGUCACCUCUACCUCCGCCCCCGCCGACGCGUGGCUCUCGACAACAACGCCCUUUGAGAGAAAGAGUGACAAUAACCAAUGCCAACAGAAGUGACGAGGCCGCGGCCCGGAUCUCGCGAUCGGGGUCGGGUUCAUCCACACCUCCAAGGUCGACAUCACCCGUGGAGAAUACGAUCAUUCGUCGCUCACACCGAUCGCGAGCUCAGCCUACAAAUUACUAUGCGCGGAGCUUUAUCGAUUUUGAAGAGCCAGAAGUGAAUACGCCGGAAGUGAAUACACAAGAAGCACCUACACUGGUGUCCCCACCUGAGUUGCGACCACAAGAGCCCAACCACUUCAAACCGCGGAAACCUCUGCAACACUUCCUACGCACUCGCGAACUUGGAGGGAGACCAAUCAACCUGGACAUGAUUUCAGACUUGAAGCCAUGGAAGUCGUGGAAAGGUGCCUCGGGUGACAUGUUUGUUGUGAUUUGGUCUCCCGAUGGCACGCGGUUCGCCGCGGGUGCCGGAGCCCUGAGUGACGAGUACAACGAGGCCAGAAAUUUCGUGUUGGGAAAUGUCCAAACCAGUCGUCUGAAGGAGAUUCCGGAUCACCGAAUCCCACAGCCGAAUGCGUCCAAUAUUCGAGACCCAUGGCUCUAUACCAGUGUGACAGAUAUGCAGUGGGCUCGUGAUCGAUUAUACACAGCCAGCUAUGACAAAACUGUUAAGGUUUGGGACACCACAUCAUCAAAUAAUAUUUCAUGCCUGGGUACCCUGGCACACGAGUCAAAAGUGGAGUUGACAGCUGUGCCUAAAUUUGAUUCAAGAAUCGUGGCGACUGGCAGCGAUGUGUGUAGCGAGGUGGUGAGAGUCUGGGAUACUCGGGAUAUCGAAAACCCUACGUCAACAGCUCUAUCUAUUGAUCGACCAAACGUGAGGCUUAAAGCAGGGGCUUUAGCUUGGGGAACCGCACCUGCUUCACAGGAUAUCUUGGCUGCUGGCAUGUCACAGACCGGAGAUGAUCAAAAUUUUAAGGGUUAUUUAGGCCUAUGGCGCGCUUGUGAAAAUCGUUUUGAAGCUAUCAAAGCCUCAAAAAAUUCACAAGCAGUUCACGAUCUCACGUGGCACUCUUCCUUGCCACAAUUCGUGACUGCUAGCCCUUUGAAUUCUCAUGAUGCGCGUUUGAAGGGAGUUGGUACAGCGACCAAGUCCCUUGUGAGUGUUUUCCACGUUGACAUGGGGGAUAUGCGUGGAAAAUCGAUUAUGGAGUAUACUUGCCCGGCUGAUGACGUGAAUCAGGUGCACUUUUGCCCCUCUGACGACAGAUAUGUGAGUGCCAGUUGCACGAAUGGCACCACUUAUGUUUGGGAUAUUCGAAAAGGCGAUAAGAUUCUCCAUGAACUUCGCCACGGGGAUCCUAUCAACCCGUACGACCAUGAUUCCACCCGUGAAAAAGAAGACGCUGGAGUCAAGGUCGCUGUCUGGGGUCUGUCUACCGAUCAGUUUUACACCGGUGCUUCAGAUGGCGUUUUGAAGCGAUGGGAUAUCCGCCGAUCAUCAGAGGAUACGUUGCUUCAAAACGUUGCCACGUUUGAUCAUGGUCUAUUCAGCGCCUCUUUCAGCCCGGAUAAAUCUCACCUGCUCAUCGGCGACUCCGGGGGUGGUGUCCAUAUCCUGUCAUCGGGCCCCUGUGCAGAUCCUGAAAACAGAGAUUUCAUUGUUGAUUAUGCCCCCGAGUUUCCCACGGCCGAGGCUCAAGAUAAUACUUUGGAGAUGGACUUGGCCCCGGAAGAAAGGUCAAACUCCUUUUCUGGCCCUCCACCCACCCGAAGUUUGGCUACGAACCAAAAGAGUGGAUUAAAGUCGUCCCAUGCAAAGGACUCUCCAGCGGAAAAGAAAUCUCGCCGUUCCAAAAAGAAAAGAAAAUUGCAACCCAUAAUUCGCAAUACCGAAGCCGUCGACCUCACCUUAGACUCGGACUCCGACACACAAUCCUUCGAUAUGGAGCAGUUGAGAGAGAAGCUCGAAGAGGACUACUGGCUCCCAGACAGCGGGAGCAUCGAUCCCAAUAUCACAGUCGAGACUGUGUGA